Colletotrichum karsti is the source of this 3417-nucleotide messenger RNA. RefSeq names its product pyridoxal-dependent decarboxylase domain protein. Gene Ontology annotation, molecular function: carbon-carbon lyase activity; pyridoxal phosphate binding. Gene Ontology annotation, biological process: carboxylic acid metabolic process. The coding region runs from base 1 to 3417 and encodes 1138 amino acids. NCBI's taxonomy places the organism in Eukaryota, Fungi, Ascomycota, Sordariomycetes, Glomerellales, Glomerellaceae. The record is from RefSeq and is a predicted model, not a curated record. The transcript is spliced from 12 exons.
AUGUCUUCCAAGCAGUUGAAUCCCACGUCGGCCAACCACCGAAAUGGACUUACCAAGUCGAAGAAUACGGCUUUCAACAGCACUGCAACUCAUGAAGAUGAGUCUCAUCAGAUUAUCUCAUCGUACUUUAUUGGGCCCCAGGCCGAGAAUCUGUCGUACUUCAAGGAAAACAUCAACAUCAUCCUGGAAGAGCUGCAAGGAGCGCGGCUGAACUACUUUCCUCAAGAUGGGAAAUUCAUCGACGAGAAAACCCAGCAGACGGAGGCUUUCAUCCGCUCAAAGGAUAAGCUGAAGAAUGCCGUUCGAACGGCGUCUAACAUCCUCGGCAAGACCAGCAUCCCGUUUUGGUCACCCCGCUACCAGGCCCAUAUGUGCACGGAUAUGAGCAUGGCGUCACUGCUCGGCUACUUCAUGACCAUGCUGUACAAUCCCAACAACGUCGCAAUCGAGGCCAGUCCUCUGUCUACCGUGGCUGAGAUCGAGGUUGGAGAGCAGCUAUGCGAGCUCUUUGGCUACAACAUCGAUGAAGACAAGACGGAGGUCCCCACUGGCUGGGGCCAUGUUACAUGCGACGGUACAGUUGCCAAUCUCGAAUCUAUCUGGGUUGCUCGCAACCUCAAAUUCUACCCGCUGUCUUUGCGGGAGGCCUUUGACAACGAACUUAGUUUCCUGUCCGAGAGCUUUUAUGUCGAGAAUUGCCAGGGCCAAAGAGAGCUCUUUGUCAAGCUUUCGAACUGGGACCUGCUCAACCUGAAGCCGACCGACGUCCUUGAUCUUCCGGACCGACUCUACCAAGAGCACGGAGUUUCCAAUAAGUUUCUCUCUGACAUCAUGAACAAGUACACCAUUCAGUCUACAGGCAAAGACGUCCUGGAGAGAGAACUUGGUCUGGUGAAGCCUGGCCAGUACAUGCUGGCAACCACUCGACACUAUUCCUGGCCCAAGGGUGCCGCCAUCUGUGGUCUCGGAUCCGACAACGUAGUUGGCAUACCUGUCGAUCUCGGUGCCCGUCUAGACCUGGAGAAGCUAAAGGAGCGCCUGCAGAAGAGCCUUGAGGAGAAACAGCCUGUCUUCGCAGUUGUGGCGAUCAUGGGGUCUACUGAAGAGGGUGCUGUCGAUCCUCUUAGUGGUGUGCUUGCCCUCCGCAAACAGUUCCAGGCAAAGGGUCUGUCCUUCCUCGUUCACGCUGAUGCGGCAUGGGGCGGAUACUUCUGCUCUAUGCUGCCCAAAGAUUAUCGACCCGGCGAUGUCAUCAACCUUCCCACUGAGAUGGGUGCAGCCGACGGAUUUGUCCCCGACGCAAGCCUGCGGGCCGAGACACAGGAGGACCUUUACGCCAUGCGUUUCGCCGACUCCAUUACCGUUGACCCUCACAAGUCGGGCUACAUACCCUACCCCGCUGGCGGGCUCUGCUAUCGCGAUGGCCGCAUGCGAUUCUUGGUGACAUGGACAAGCCCCUAUCUUUCCCGUGGUUCCGUCACCAGCAUAGGCAUCUAUGGUGUUGAAGGAAGUAAGCCAGGCGCCUCCGCCAUGUCGGCGUGGCUGUCAAACAAGACCAUCGGUCUUGAUCAGAAGGGAUACGGUGCUUUGCUGGGAGAGGUGACAUGGACCUGCACUCGGCUAUCCGCGGAGUGGGCAUCCCUAACGAACUCUACCAGUCCUUUCAUCUGCGUCCCCUUCAACAUGCUUCCGUCUGAGCGCGACAAAGAUACCACCGAGGAGAAGGUCGAAGCGGAGAAGCAACGCAUCAAGCGUGACAUCGUCAACAAGACCAACGCAAGUAUCAUGGCAGAAGACCAGAAGAGGCCGGACGAGUACAAGGCAAUCAAGCUCAUGAGAGAGCUGGGGUCUGACCUCAACAUCAAUGCGUUCUCGCUCAAUUUCCGAUACGAAGAUGGAUGUCUGAACAGAGAUAUUGAGGAGGCCAACUAUCUCAUGCAGAGAGUCGUCGAAACAUUCUCUGUCGACAGUCCUACCGAUGACCCUACCAAGAUUCCCUUGUAUCUGACAUCCACGGAAUUCUCGGACGAGCUCUAUGGAGAGUGCAAGAAGAAAUUUGUGGAAAGACUCGGUUUGGAUGAGAGUAACCAGGAUCUGAUGGUGUUGCGCAAUGUUGUUAUGUCUCCUUUCCCAACAGACGGCAACUUCACCAAUGAUCUUGCCCAGACGUUCUAUGACGUCGUUGAGAAGGAAACUGAGGUAGUUCGCAAGCGGAACACUUUAGCCCCUGAUUUCCACAACUUCCUCAUCCAGGGAACGGAGAAGAUCUACAUCAUCCACCUGCCAAUGUUCCAUGUCGCCAACCAUCGCCAGCAAUUGAUUGUGUCUGCGGAAUUUGACGAGGAAUCCAGACGCAAGUACAUCGCCAUGAAGAAUGCGAACCCUUGGGAGCCAAUGAUAUUGGUGACCCAACACAAGGUCAUGCUCAGAGAUGUCGCCGAGAAGGAAGGCGGUUUUAAGGCGCAGAUCAUGACAAAGGAGUCGGGUAUCAUCCUUCAAAACGUCACUGUCACCCUGGGAAGAACGGUGGUGAGCCGGCCUCUGAACUCCAAUUACCGACUCGAGGAUUAUCCGGACACUUUCAUGCCAUUCUACCUCUACGGCACAAAGAACGAAGCGAACAUCGACCACGUCAUUACCCGCGCGCCUAACACUCAGCUUUCCGCUGGUCGUUGCACUCUUGACUUCUAUGACACCAACACCAACCCAGCCAUCUGGAACAAGCCAUUGAUACUUCUCAUCGAGGAUGUCCGUGAAGCCCCUAUGCAGCCUUUCCCCUCCAACAGCGAGAUUGGUAGCAAGAAUGGCGCUGUUCUCGCCCACGACGACUAUCAUCGGCAGAGAGCUUCGACAAACAGUGCAAGUGUCGCAUUGAAGGAAAACGAAAAGAAUGGAGUGAGCAACGGAGCAAAGAAGGAUACGAAGAACGGUGUCGCGGCACCUGACAUGGAAUACAUCAACCGAGUCACCAGCGCCAGGGGAUCCGCUCAUGCCACCAAUGUCGACGUCAAGGCUCACAAGGAGGAUGGUGAUGCGAUCCCACACACCAGUGCCAAAGUGUUGAACACAGAAACACUCAGUGGCGCAGUGCGAGGAUCUCAUUUCUUCUUCCGCCCCGGUGCCAAGUUCAAGGUUGCAGUGUGGGAAGACCAGCAUCGAUCUCACCCAAGCUCUGAAUGGGCCAGCUUCAAGCUCCGCGACACGUUCAUUGGCCGUGGUAUUCUCACUCUGGGUGACAGUGUCUAUGUCGACAGUGAGGCGAUGAACUUCGAUCCGUUUAAGAGAGUUGAGAAGGUCACGGAAUGGCGUCACGAGUUCAACCAGAUUGGCAAAGAACUGGCAGACGGAAAGGCAUCUGAGCUUUCACGGUCCUCGGCUGACCAAGCCGUUGGAGCUGCCUUACAAUAUCCUUAUUAA